GUCGUCGCUCGGGUGCAGUGAAGCAACAAGUGUUUCGCAUCGCGAAUUUGUGGGUAAUUUUUAGUUGUUGAGUUUCUUUCAGGUUCAUUCAGUUAUUGCAAAAUGGCCCGUUACUUCAAGGAACAAGACAUCGAUGAGUUCCGUGAGUGUUUCUAUCUGUUCGCCCGCAGUGGCCACAUUACCACCCUGGACGAGCUGACCGUGAUUAUGCGCUCGCUCGGUCUGUCUCCGACGAUCCAGGAGCUGACUUCGUAUUUGAAAAAGAAAAAUGGCCGCAUGAGUUUCGCCGACUUUCUCGAGGUAAUCCACCAGCACUCCCGGGUGGAAAAUCUUCCGGAAGAGGUCAUUGAGGCAUUCAAGGCGGGUGAUAAAAACGGCCGCGGUACGAUUCCGGCUCGGCAGCUGCGCCAUCUGCUGCAGAACUGGGGCGAAGGGUUGUCAUUCCGAGAGGUGGAUAACAUCUUCCGGGAAGCGAACGUUUCUAGCAACGGGCAAGUCCGUUAUGCAGAUUUCGUACGGGUAGCUUGCGCCCCUGUUCCAGACUAUUACUAGGUUGUUUGUUGAACAACGCACGGUUAACGCACAUUCCACGAUUUUUAUUCGUCCGUACUUAAUUUUACAUCAACUAUUCCAUUCGCAAAGCGAUGAAAACAAUCGUCCUGAAGUCCGUUGCGAACGGAUCAAAGUUGGCUUUGGAUUGCAGUGCCUUCUUUAGAAGUAUCGCCGAAACGUCGAUUCGUAGUCGGGUGUAUUUAUUGUCUUAUUUAAAGAAAGGUAUUUUCCAUUUAUUCACGCAGACACGCAGUAUUCGAUUGC
Molecule: messenger RNA, 816 nt
Organism: Ochlerotatus camptorhynchus
Lineage: Eukaryota; Metazoa; Arthropoda; Insecta; Diptera; Culicidae
Exons: 4
Coding region: 103-552 (149 amino acids)
Cellular component (GO): myosin II complex
Molecular function (GO): calcium ion binding
Source: RefSeq, a predicted model, not a curated record